ACCCCCCCUUACGAGCGGGGUAGCGCGGCCUAGCAGCCCGAGUCCCUACAACCCCCCCUUACUGGCAGGGUAGCGCAGCCUAGCAGCCCGAGACCCUACAACCCCUCUCACGAGUGGGGUAGCGUGGCCUAGCAGCCGGGGUCCAUAUAACCCCCCUUACGAGCGGGGUAGCGCAGCCUAACGGCCGGGGUCUCUAGUAUUCCUCACGGUUCAGGGGUGAGGUGGUAGGGGGACUCGGGCCCGCCCUCUCCACCGAGCCCCAACCCAGGGCCCUGGUAGUGGCAAGCUCCUCUCACCACUUGCUCGGCAGGGAUCCGCCCGCAACAUGUCGAGCGUCAAUGCAGCUCUAAUGCCGUUUGUCUAUAAAGUUAUACUUCCUAUCAUGAAUGCCAGUUCAUCUGCUGCGGGGGGUCCUCUGGUCUGUUCCCCUCCUGGGACAUCCGCCGUCGGGGUCUCAGGGAGUGUCUCGGCUUGGCUGACUCCCGGAUCCUGGCGCGCAGGUUCUCCCUCCUCCAGAGCUAGCAGCAUGUGUCCUCCUCCAAUGGUCAGCCCGAGUGAGCUGGCCUGCAGGCUUUUAUACCAGUUCUCCCCUUGGAGCAUGCCCAGCAGAGCUUCCGGGGUGUGGCUUCCUCUGCUAGGAAGGAAGGGUUAACCCCAACGGUAUCAGUGCGGGGCCACUCUGUCCCAUCACACUGAUGUAAAAGACUUUAUUUAUAAACCUGUGUUAAAACAGUACAACAGUCACCUGUUGCCAGGCAGGCCAGCUGCCAUCACAACAACCAAACACCGGUUACAAAAGAACAUUUCCAAAACAAACAAAAGUGCAUCAGCAAGUACAAACAAGACAGAAACCCCCUAGCAUUCAUGUCCCCAGACCCCUCAUUCUCCUUUCCCUUCCUUCCCCAUUUUCUGUGCACUUCGCGGUUGGGGGUGGAGAUAUCCACUGGAAAGGAGGUCAAGGCAGAGGGUUGCAUGGGGUUUAGUUGUCCUGCCCAGACACUCAGAGGGUCUGAUUGCAUUGGCCACCCAGACAUGGAGUUUUCCAAGCUGUUUCUGGACUGAGGGUACGUUGCAGGGGAAUCAGGCUGCGGGGUGAAAGAGACAGCAGAAUCUUGCAGCCAUGAUUGAGAUGAGCUGCUCAAACAGUUCUCUCUUCAGAGCUCUAUCCUUCUCCCUGAGCCACCAUUCCUGUCUAGGAACUCCCUAGCAAGGGCCUGCUCCCAUGCUGAAACCUUGUCCUCCAGCUGUGCAGCAAGCCUUAGACUGCCCUCCUGCCUGUGAACAUGCCUUUCCUCCAGUCUUAAGUCUCUCUGCUCCUGGUACGGGACCUGCUUGUUGGCCUGCUCAAGAACCUCAACCAUCAGUUCAUCACAGAAACACUUCCUCUUGGAACAGUCUGUGAAGAAACAUUGUGCCAAGCCUGUGGCUGAAUACAUGGAAACUGGAGUGCAAAUCACAUGAAUACCAAGGACUUAGGACAUUAAACUGAUGAUCAGUCAUGAAAUCUUAUAAUACUAAAUUAUGAGGGAAAAUUUGCCUCUUGUCUUUCUGUUUCUAUCUUCUACAUUGUAAGCCUUCUGGGACAAGGACUGUUUUUAUAUUUGUAUCUUGUACAGUGCUGAGUACAGGCUGUCACCUGACAAAUAAUAAUAGCUGGCAUAACUCAGCUAGGGUCACUGAGCCAUCAAAAGGCCCCUGGCUUCUCUAGUCCUAAUUCUGAAACCAGAUGGAUACACCUGUUUUGUAGGGGUUACCAUAAAAGGAAUAGUCAUUGUGGCAGAUGCCUUUCCAAUACCCAGAAUAGAUUAUUUAAAGGAGAAGCUGGGGCUGGUCUAGAAUGUGACCAUAAUUGACUUAACAAAGAUAGGGGGACUGGCUAGAGUCUGCUAUUGUAAAAUUAAACUAGAUCACAUGGGUUCCUGAUGUUGUCUGUCAGCAUGAAGAAUGCGCUAGCUACAUUGUGGAGGCUGAUUAAUGGAGUGCUGACAGGUCUGGACAAAUUUGCAGUGGCCUAUAACAACAACAUACCCAUGUACAGUCAGAGACUGGACGCUUUCUUAUAACACACAAGGACAGUGCUUAUCAGCAGGACUUGAUGCUCAAGAUAGAAAAACGUGAGUUUGGCAUGGCUGAGAUAGCACAUAUAGGACACACCGUGGGGAGUGGAUAAUCUAAACUGGAACCAGGAAGGUAGAGACUCUUAAAAACUGGCCCAUACCCACCACUAAAUGCCAGAUGAAGGUUUGCGCAGGGACAGCAGCUUCUACUGCAGUUUUCUGCGGGUAAAGCAUCAAGUGACUACCUGAAAGUCUCCUGCCUUCCAUCCCUGCUCCUACAGAAGCCCCUAAUGCAGCCAGACACAGGAGCAGCUCACAGGUACUCGGUUACUGGCUUAUAUAGCACAGCAGCCGUCAGUCUGAAGCUUCUCCCCUCUGUUCCUGUAGCACUCAGCUCAGCCGCCAGGGCAUAUGUGAUCUAGCCCAAUGCUGCCACCAAUAGAUGCUCCAAAUCCCAGUGGUGUGUAACCUUCUGCUAUGCAGGAAACAGAGAGGGUUCUUGCACUUCAGAGCUGCAGCUGUUCUACACUGACCACAGAAGGACCAGGGGUUGCUCACUGAUCAGGACUCAACCAAUAAGAUGGACAGAUAUCCUUUCUUCGUGUUUGUGUUGUGUGGGGUAUUUUUGCCAAGAAUCCUUUGUUUUCCACAUGAAAACUCUACAAUAGAUUGUGAUACUAUGCUACCGCACCAUGGAGGUGAACCACAAAAAUCCACUCCACCAUAUGUUAUUGCUGUAUCUUUUGAUAAAUAUGAUCCAGGAAACGAAAUCCAAGUGACUCUAGAGGGAACUGCAGAGCGUGGUUUUCAAGGAUUUCAUCUACAGGCUCGAGAACUUGAAGGAGAUACUCCUGUUGGUUCCUUUAAAAUUACAGAUCCAAGCACGCAAGCCCUUGCAUGUCAUAAUGUUUCGAAUUCAGCAGUAAGCCACACAAAUUCAGAGGUGAAGCACAAAGUUACAACAACUUGGAUUGCACCUUCAGACACCAAGAGUAUUCAAUUUAGAGCAACAUUUGUUCAAGAUUCAAAGAACUUCUGGGUUGGAGUUCUCAGCAAAACUGUCACUCCUAGACCUUCUCAGUCAGCCAAUGUCACAGAAAGAAGGAAUAAGAAGAAGGCUUCACGGAUUGUGAUUGAGAUGGAAUGUACCAAGAAAGGAGGAACUUACUCAAGUAGUGGUGGAUGUAUUCAGGGUGGAUCCUCUGGUUCCUCUCAGACCAGCUAUUCUAUUGGUCAGGUUGGAGUCAUUCCUCCAGGAGGCAGCCAGCGUGGAUGUGUCUCAGGCACUGGUGGCAUAUACAGCAAAUAUGGUUGUAAAGAUACUGCUGUCUCAAUUAACACCGGCAUGUCCUAUGGCCAGUCUGUCUCCACAGGCAGUGGUGUUAAAAAGCCAGUGUCCUAUCCCGAAAGCAACCCCUACCCACCUGUGCGUGAAACUUUCCCAUCGAUCUUGGCCAAUUCUGGACAUGGCGUCAACAGCAUUAUCUAUUCACAAGGUGGACAGAGAGUCAAUCCUUGUGAUAAAAGUUCAUCCUCCUACAACAUCAUUAUCUGUAAACUGAGACAAUCUUCUACCUCACAGAACAGCAAUACCCAAGUCCACGGUCAGUCCACUUUCUCACCAGGCAGCCAACAGGAUGGAUCGGCUUCCUCCGGUGUCAGUACGGGUUGUGGAGAGGGUACUUCAUACGACAGCAAUCCCUGCCACCAGGGUUCACAAAGUAAUUCAGGCAGCAGUAACCGUGAUUGUGAUCAGAGUUCAUCCAAUUGUGCAGGCAACAAGGUUAUCGUUGCCCGGGAUACAUCUCGUGCUCUAAGCAGAAGCAGUUACAAUGGACAGAAUGAAUCCUCUAGCACAAACAGCAGUAGUGCCAAUGUCCAGGGUGGAGCAUUUAUCUCAUUGAACAACACUUCCAGUGGCCAGGGAUUACCUUCAGGAGGAAAGCAGUCUGGUGGAGACGGCUCACAUUCCUCAGACGGUGGCCAAAUAAGCUCUGCUGGGAAACAGUCCAGCCCUAGCCUUUUGCUGCUAUUCAGUGUUUUGAGUGCCUUUGCCACCUCUUCAGUUGUGCCCAAGUGGUUUAUAUGAACAUCUGAAUACGUGACUGGAGACCACGAAGUGUAUUCUGUAAUAACAGACUAAUUUUUUGUACAACAUUCUAAUCAAAGUUGAAUAUAUAAUUUGUCGGUUUGUUGUAAUGUCAUUAUGUAUCGCUAAUAUGACACGCUUUUGAUUAGUUCUACCUUUUUUAAUUUACAGAAUAUGCUGGUUUAUUUUUCAGUAUUUUAGGCAUCAUUUGAAAAGGAGAUAUUGUGCCCUAACUAUAUGAAUUUUUAUUUCUAACUGACAUGAUGAAUACCUGAUUUGAAUCUGAUCUAGUUGUGAAUCCAACCACUCAGAAGAUAUCUGGAACCACAUGACUAUUAACCCAGGGAAAAAUUAACAGCAGAUUGUCAUGUGUGCAAGCUGAAGGCUCUCACUUGUCAUUACGUAAAAUAAAGCCAAUCCUGUAAUUUUUUUAUAAAAAAAGCCUCAAUGGAACAGAAAAUCAGUGUUGGAAUAUUACUCUUAAUAUAUUAUAGUAAUUAAACUAGAGUGAAGUGUAAAUCUUGCAAUGCAGAAAUUUCUUAUUGCAGUGAAACUUUUGGAUAUUCCACCUCUUCCAUAAAAGGCCACUGAAAGGCAGACAUUCUGAUACUUAGAAUAGAUCACCAUGUGUCUCGACCAGCGGUUUUCAACCUUUUUUCACCUUUGGAAAUCUUAGACAUAGUCUGUGGACCACAGGUUGAAAACCACAGAUCUAGGUACACUCCACCUAGAGCUUUAGUAGGGAGUGUAGCCCAGAAGAGGCUCUGGAGGGCUAAUAACCUUGGAACUGAUGAAAACCACCCACUCUGGGAAUGUUUGAGAAUUACUCCGGCUACUGAAACUGCUAGUAUCUCUGUAUCAGCUCUCUUUCAGCAAGUAUUUUGCCUAAACUACGAGACCUGAUUUAUUGUCAAAUUUAAUUUCAAGAAUGAUAUUGAGAUCCAUAAAAUAGUAUCGCUGUGCAGCAGACAUAGUCCCAGAGAAACAUCAUCUUUGACUGGUAAGGAUUUCAAGGAAACAAAGUUUCACAUAUAGCAUCUUUUAGCAGUGUUUUCCCUUGGAGAUCUAUUCAGAAGUGUUGCCUUUGAAAGGCUGGAUAUGUAAUCUGGGAAGAUGCAGAUUACCCCCAGAAAAUGCAAAUGCUAGUAGUUUUAAAAUGUAACCUGUUCAUACUCACUUUCAAGCAAUAAAUUCCUAGCAGCAGGUAAAUGGUGUUUAAUAAAUUACAUCUUUAUUGUAUAGUAUUGUCUCUAACAGAUGUGUACAACUGUCAUUGUUCUACUAGCAUGGUAUGUUUUAAGAUAGGUUAAAUGUUAACCAAGUGCACCUAAAACACUUUAAAAAAAAAAAAUCAAUCCAAUACCUAUAGAAGUUGUGUGUAGUCCUAAAGCACUUAAAACUACAUUCACACUGUAAACCUUCUGGGGUAGGUACAUGGAUGAAAUCCUGUCCCCAUUGAAAUUGAUGGGAAUUUUGACAUUGACUUCAAUAGGGCCAGGAUUUCACUCAUUGCUGUUUUUUUCCCUAUGUUCUAUACAGAGCACACUGUCAGCACUCCAUAAAUUCUUAAUAUUCUCAAACCAAAUCCUGAAGUCAUUACUUAUUCAAAAUGAGUUUUGCUUGAAUAAGAACUCCCAGAUUUGACCCAUCAUGCGUAUCUUUAAAACAGAUUAAUAUAUACAAUAAAAUAGCUAUCUAAAAUACAAUAUGCUGUGUAGUGUUCAUUUGCAUAACUUUAUUGAAGCAGGGCAAUAUCUAUCAUUGGGUCCAUACAAUGUCUUGCCAUUCAUCACUUAUCUGAGGUAUAAAAAAAAUAGUUUUUAAACUGUUUUUGGUAUAAUACUGGUGUGCAGUUUUAUGUGAGUUUCAUAACACACCAUAACUAAGUGUGGGGGAGUGAAAAUGCAAGGAUUGUAGGUGUAAAUAAUGUGGACCUGAGAAUUAUGAGUUUGGGUGAAGUGAUGUUUGAGAGAAAAAUACCACCAUUUUCCCUUAUUACAAGUUGUGUUUUUUUGUUUUUGUUUUUUAAAGUAUUCACUGUAUGUCUUUGUCUCUAAAUCAAUAGGAGGAACAAAGGUAACAUGGGAUAGUUGGAAUGAAUCUUUUCAGUGAAUUAAUAAGAGAAAAAGAGGCUUUAUAUGUAAUAUUGUUUUUUC
Molecule: messenger RNA, 6302 nt
Organism: Trachemys scripta elegans
Lineage: Eukaryota; Metazoa; Chordata; Testudines; Emydidae
Exons: 31
Coding region: 2638-4146 (502 amino acids)
Molecular function (GO): oxidoreductase activity, acting on metal ions
Source: RefSeq, a predicted model, not a curated record